Gadus macrocephalus (Pacific cod) is the source of this 2331-nucleotide messenger RNA. RefSeq names its product nuclear apoptosis inducing factor 1 (gene naif1). Gene Ontology annotation, cellular component: nucleus. The record is from RefSeq and is a predicted model, not a curated record. Bases 462 to 1556 code for a protein of 364 amino acids. The transcript is spliced from 3 exons. NCBI's taxonomy places the organism in Eukaryota, Metazoa, Chordata, Actinopteri, Gadiformes, Gadidae.
AUCCUACCAAGUAACAGUUUUUAUUUUUCGAAGAAAUCACUACAGAUAUGGUGCAUGACGAUAGAGCCUGCUUUAAUAUAAGUAAACAAUGAGUGUUGAUACAUUACAGCCAUACAAAUGGGCCUAAUACCAUACAUAUUAUGCCUAGACUACUUUGGAUAUCCUAAACCGUGUGGGGGAAGUUGGCGGGCGUCUGCGUUUCCAUAGUUUGCUUGGUGUGCCGAUGACAGCCAUUUGCUACAGCCAUUCACAGUAGAAAACAUGUAGCAAGUACCGGCCGUUCCACCAAUAGCAUAUCAGGAGGCGGGCCAAAAAGCACAGUUAACGUAGGCUAUACGGCUAGUAGGAAGAAGAAGCCGAUUCUGGAAGCCAUUACGUUGCGCACAUCAAUUGAGUAAAUCCUACUAUUUUUGCGUACAAUACGCACAAUUAUCUUUCCAAAAUAUCGAAUUUGUUUAAUUAUGGCAUCGCUUGCGAAAAAGAGAAAAAUGAAUUUUUCGGAGCGGGAGGUAGAGAUUAUUGUAGAGGAAAUAGAGAAACAAAAGCAUACACUCGUUAACCAUUUCAAUGCUGGAGUCACCCACAUUGCAAAGAAUAACGCAUGGGUGGAAAUUCUUAAAAAGGUAAACGCCGUAACCACCUGUCCAAGAGAGUUGGCUGAGGUUAAAAAGAAAUGGUCCGAUAUGAAGACUGAAGUUCGGCGAAAAGUGGCCCAGGCCAGAUCUGCUAUUGAGGGGACCUCGGCCGAAUGCACGCCUAUUCCUGUUAUUCUCACGGCUAUGCAGCAGAGAAUUUGUAACCUCUUGGGAGAAGCGACUAUUAUAAAUUUGCCAGCAGGGGACUCGGAUGCUGAAAUAACUUUACCUGUCACAAUGAGUACCGCAACCGUCACAUUAACAGAGACUUUGUCUUCCUAUGCAGCUCUUCCAGUUGGUGCAGGGACAGUUUGUGAUGAAUCAAAAUCACUGACGGAGACCACCUACCACACGCUGGAGGAGGCCGGCGUGGUGGAGUACUGCACCACCAUCGUGGGCGAGCCCGUCCCCACCGUGGUGACGGCGGUGGAGAACCCGGUGGAGAUGCUGUCCCCCUCCUCCCCCCCGCUCCCCCAGGGACAGGCCAAGCCCCAGGAGCUGAAGAGCCGCAUCGCCCUCAACUCGGCCCGCCUGCUGCAGGAGCAGAGGGUCACCAACGUCCACAUCCGGCAGAUCGCCCAGCACAUGGAGGGCCAGAACGAGCUGCUGCAGAUGAUGCGGCGCUCCCAGGAGGCCCAGGCCUACGCCCAAGAGCGGCAGGCCCAGGCCCUGGAGGGCACCCAGGCAGCCCUGCUGGCCCUGGUGCAGAUGCUCCGGCCCGCGCUCAAGGACCUGCGGAAGUUCCUGCAGCAGAGCGGGACUGAGGCGGCACACUCCAGUGGCACAGCAACCACCGGCGCAACAACAACAACGACAACGACGACAACUGCUGCUGCUGCUGCUGCCGAGGGCUCAGGAGCUGAAGAGCAGCCAAGGCCCAAAAGCCCUGUCCCACCAGAGCCAACAGAAGAGACACAGUAGACACAGUGUGUGUGUGUGUGUGUGUGUGUGUGUGUGUGUGUGUGUGUGUGUGUGUGUGUGUGUGUGUGUGUGUGUGUGUGUGUGUGUGUGUGUGUGUGUGUGUGUGUGUGUGUUAGUAGGUAUAGAGAGACUGGGUGGGGGUUUGAGGUUACUGCCUUCCCUUGGAACACCUGAGAAAAAAAUCUGAGAUAUGUCCGUCAGCGCAUACACCUUAUUUUUUACUUUUGUUUUGUAUAAAAACCCACAAAAUAACUUUUAUAUUGAGAUCUCUCUGUAGCAUUGGAUUUGUGUCAGAAGUAUCAAAAACAGAACAGUUACGGUCAAGUAUAACAAACCUUUCUUUGAUGAAUAGAAUGCCAAGUGUCAAGAGCGAAUCGUUCAUUUAAAUAAGAUAACUCUGAAGUUGUGUUGUACAAUUAUCCUUGAAUUACCCUUCCCAGAUGUGAAUGAUUGUGUAAAUCAUUACUCUGAAAACAGUGAAAGUAACAGGGACAUUUCAAUUAAGAAAUUGAAGACAUAAUAUUAUGAUUGAUUUCAUGUCAGUGUUAUUGAAGAAAGUGAAGCUGUAAGUGACAAGCAGAGUCGCAUCUCCAAUUUUAAAAAGUUCAUAAUCAAUAUAUCAUAGUUCCCACUGUUCUGUUGGAUCACAUCAAAGGAACUUCCUUUACCCGUCAACCUGCUUCUACAAACCAUGUGCCUGUAUCUAUAAUUGCAAAAUAUGUUUUGCUUGAUUUAGAAACAUAUGUGAUGUUGUUGAUAAAGACUGAUACAAUAA